GGUGAACCCCUCUGGAUAUUCAAUUUGGUAUUGCAAUUUUCGGGCCUUUUUUUUUUCUGGGCUGAAGUGCAACGUAAAGGGGCUCAAUAUGUGAUUGUAAAACCUGGAUCAGCCCAAAUUUCCAACGUUAGGCGCCAAGUUUCCAAGAACAAGAAAAAGAAAAUCAUUUCAGCUGGCUCGUCCGGCAAACUCUUUCUCUAGUUUUGCUGAGCAAGAACUAACGAGAGCAAUCUAGACAAUGUCUGCAAUCAGAGCAAUUGGUAGGACGCUUUUUGCUGCAGUCAAGGCUGACACUUCAUCCGCAUCUUCUGCAGCUGCAGCUGCUGCUUCCACUGCUAGGACUAAACAUAACCCUCUUGAGAAUUUCUUCGAGGCUGACAGAAGUCCAGAUGAUGACAAGCCUGUUGUAUAUGGUAGGGGCUGGAAAGCUUCUGAAUUGCGCCUUAAAUCAUGGGAUGAUCUUCAGAAGUUAUGGUUUGUUCUAUUAAAGGAGAAAAACAUGUUGAUGACCCAACGCCAGAUGCUUCAUGCUCAGAACCUACGUUUUGCAAAUCCAGAACGUAUCUCCAAGGUAAGGAAAUCGAUGUGCCGAAUAAAGCAUGUACUGACUGAGAGAGCAAUUGAAGAACCAGAUCCGAGGAGGUCAGCGGAGAUGAAAAGAAUGAUAAAUGCUCUAUAAUAUCCUCAGUUUAGUACUACAGGCUUACUUGCUUUUACAGUUGGACUUGGGGAUAUCUCUGAUCCAUGCUCUUAUUUUAGUAGUCUAAAGGUAGGGUUUCUGGAUUUUGUGUUCUAAUAUUGUCCUCGGAUAAAACGGAUAAACGGACGGAUUUUCUAUCACAUUGUUAAUGUAUCUCAAUGGAACUGCAAGGAUUUUUUGUUUUUAGGACC
Molecule: messenger RNA, 891 nt
Organism: Coffea arabica (coffee)
Lineage: Eukaryota; Viridiplantae; Streptophyta; Magnoliopsida; Gentianales; Rubiaceae
Product: large ribosomal subunit protein uL29m
Biological process (GO): mitochondrial translation
Cellular component (GO): mitochondrial large ribosomal subunit; mitochondrial ribosome
Molecular function (GO): structural constituent of ribosome
Source: RefSeq, a predicted model, not a curated record